Messenger RNA from Colletotrichum orchidophilum, 1200 nucleotides. RefSeq lists its product as uncharacterized. The coding region runs from base 1 to 1200 and encodes 399 amino acids. The transcript has 3 exons. Lineage: Eukaryota; Fungi; Ascomycota; Sordariomycetes; Glomerellales; Glomerellaceae. The record is from RefSeq and is a predicted model, not a curated record.
AUGUCUUCCAUUGUCAACAAGGUCAAGGAUGCUCUGUCCUCUGACAAGAAGCACGAGCAGCCCGAGGGAACUCACGGUCACCAUGACAGCCGUAUUGCAAACGCUGCCGACCCCCGUAUCGAUUCUGACCGUGACCACCGCGCCAACCCUGCUGGAUCUGGUGCUUACACCGGCACGACUGGCACGACUGGCACGACUGGUGGCUUGACCGGCACUCACGGCACAACGGGCACUCACACCGGCACCACCGGCGGCCUCACGGGCUCCAACGUCACCGGAUAUGAUGACCCUGAUGGAGUUCACGGACCCCACAGCUCAAGAAUUGCCAACAAGGCCGACCCCCGCGUCGACUCUGACCGCGACCACCGCGGUGCCCCAGGCCACACCGGUGCCGUAGGCUCCAACACACACACCUCUGGCCUCACCGGAUCACACGCCACGACCGGUACCCACACCGGCACUACCGGCGGCCUUACGGGCUCGCACGGCACUACCGGUACACACGCCGGUGGUUUGACCGGCAACCCUGCUGGUGCUGGUCACCACACGACCGGAGCUCACUCCGGCACCUCCGGUCUCACUGGUACCCACGGAACCACGGGUCACACCGGUACCACUGGUGGCCUGACGGGUUCCAACGUCACAGGAUAUGACGACCCUGACGGAGUUCACGGACCCCACAGCUCGAGAAUUGCCAACAAGGCCGACCCCCGCGUCGACUCUGACCGCGACCACCGCGGUGCCCCAGGCCACACCGGUGCUGUCGGCUCCAACACCUACGACUCCGGACUUACGGGUACCCAUGGAACUACGGGCACCACGGGCACCACGGGCACCACGGGCACUCACACCGGCGUUGGCGCCACUGGACACACUGGACAUGGCGCUGCUGUCGGCGGUGUCCACGGCACUGGUCCUGCUCCAGGAACCGCUGGCCCGCACAAGUCAGACUUCCUGAACAAGGCCGACCCUCGCGUAGACUCCGAUCUUGACGGAUCAAAGACCGUGGGCGGUAACCGAACCUUCCAGGAUGGGACCUCGAGUUCUGCUGCCAAGGAUCCUACGGACGCCGCUCAGGUACCUCCUUCCGUCCUUGCUAAGCACAUUGGCGAGCCCGAGAUUGCACAUGGGGACCAUGGACAUGACCGUGUGAGACGUAACUCCAAGGUUUCUCACCAGGACACUCACCGCGGGUUGUAA